Molecule: messenger RNA, 366 nt
Organism: Linum tenue
Lineage: Eukaryota; Viridiplantae; Streptophyta; Magnoliopsida; Malpighiales; Linaceae
Source: the annotation of a GenBank genome assembly
AUGGCAUCUUCAUUCCUUUUGCUGGAUCCUUUACCAGCUGUAGAGUACGAGAUUUUCCUGAGCUUUCGAGAACCUGAUGUCCGUACAACUUUCGUCGAUUUCCUCUGGAGACUCCUAGAUCGUCCCAAGAUACGUACCUUACUUAACGACGAAGAGCUUCGCAAGGGGGAAAAGAUUGCCCCUUCUCUAGUAAAGGCAAUUGGGGAGUCCAAAAUAUACAUCCUAAUCCUUUCCCCUGGCUAUGCAUCUAGCAAAUGGUGCCUUCAGGAGCUAGCCCUGAUGGUGGAACAUUGCAAGAAAGAUGAAAGUCGUCAUGUUAUACAGCCCAUUUUUUAUUCCAUGGAGCCUGGAGAUGUGCGGUUGUAA